Molecule: messenger RNA, 1266 nt
Organism: Oppiella nova
Lineage: Eukaryota; Metazoa; Arthropoda; Arachnida; Sarcoptiformes; Oppiidae
Source: the annotation of a GenBank genome assembly
AUGGGACAAAGAACUGAAGAAUCGCAAGAAACGAAAGCCAAGUCUGCUUCGGGCUAUACUCCGGGCGUUUGGCUUCUGGUACUUCAUGUCCGGCUCACUCUCCAUACUAUCAGUAAAUCAAUUGACCAAUUAUUUUUGGAUGAAUAUCGGGAUACAAAUGAUGAGAAGGCGCUACAAAAUUUCUACGUUAUGUCGGCAAUGAUUAUCAUAUUUGGCAUAAUCUAUAUAUUGCUAUAUCAUCCGUACUUUUUUAAAAUGACUCGAAAGGGGAUGCAAUUGAGGAUAGCGUGUUGUAAUCUGGUGUAUAGGAAAGCCCUACGACUGAGUCACAAAGCCCUGGGCAAGACCACAGUCGGCCAAAUGGUUAACCUUAUAUCCAAUGACGUGAACCGUUUCGACAACUCGCUUAUCUUCAUACCAUUCAUACUGACGGGUCCUCUGCAGACACUCAUUACUGUCCUCUACCUAUACUGGGAAGGACUGGAUUGGCCGGUGUUUGUGGGCUGUUCGGUGCUGUUGCUAUACCUACCGUUCCAGAUGUUUAUGGGGCGGCUAUUCUCAAAACUGAGGGCUAAAACGGCGAUACUAACCGACGAGCGAAUCCGACUUAUGAACGAAAUAAUACCGUCGAUGCGAGUGAUAAAGAUGUACACCUGGGAGAUCCCCUUCGCCAAGAUGGUAGAGAUAGCGCGGCGCCUGGAGGUCAACAAAAUCAAGAUCACGUCCCUAUUGAGGGGCGUCAAUAUGGCCCUGUUCUUCGUGUCGGCCAAAGUCAUCAUAUUCUUGGCGUUAGUCGUCUUCAUCCUAAAUGGCGGUACAAUUACGGCUCAGUUGGUGUUCGUGGCGAUCGCCCUCUUCAACAACGCCCGCACGAGUCUCACACUCUUCUUCCCGUACGGCAUAUCCCAGGGCUCGGAGGCACUCAUAUCCAUGAAGAGGAUACAAGAGUUUUUACUUUUGGAGGAAAAGGAGUUGCAAUCAAAACAUAUCGAUAAGACUGAGAAGAUUAAUAACGCGGACGACGCGGGCGUUUGGUUGGACGAGAUGUCCGCCUCCUGGGCCGAGGAGGACCACUCGGAGCCCACUCUUAAUAAGAUAUCGUUUAACGUAACCCCAGGAGAACUCAUUGUAAUCGUUGGUUCCGUUGGGGCGGGUAAGAGCUCUAUACUUCUGAGUGUCUUAUCUGAAAUACCCAUAACUAAUGGUCAUAUGAAAGUGAGGGGCAAAGUAGCCUAUGCCAGAUACUCUCAAAUCAUUAAUAAGUAA